Molecule: messenger RNA, 3228 nt
Organism: Octopus sinensis (East Asian common octopus)
Lineage: Eukaryota; Metazoa; Mollusca; Cephalopoda; Octopoda; Octopodidae
Product: solute carrier family 46 member 3-like
Exons: 4
Coding region: 132-1763 (543 amino acids)
Biological process (GO): transmembrane transport
Cellular component (GO): plasma membrane
Molecular function (GO): transmembrane transporter activity
Source: RefSeq, a predicted model, not a curated record
UUACAUGUGAGGAACCACUCGUAUUUAUAAUCGGUAUCAAUUCAUUCAACAAUAGUCAGCAAUAGACCGGUGCUGAUCUCAGAACAACUAAACUUAGAAUUUCGCUUUCAGUUACUUUGACUUAAACCAUUAUGGGUAAACUCAAGGAUUCGUUUAGCCUCACACCUGUGGAACAAAAACACGACAAUAACACAACGAUAGAAAACCAAGAUUCUCUGGUCGAUAAAGUAACAUGGAGGCAUUAUUCAUUUUUCUUUAUUCACUUUUUAGAAGAUAUAUCGUAUGCACUUAGCUUACCCAUAAUGGAUCAAUAUCUUUAUGCCAAAUUAGCUGAAGAGCACAUUGAAAAUACUACGUUAGCCAUUAAUUCAACUUUCAGUCACGGAGGCAACUCCUUAUGCUCAGUGAACAAGGCAUCGCCAGUUUAUUUAUUACAGCAGAAAAUCCAGUCUGAAGCAGCAACAUGGGGACUGUAUUUCAGUUUGAUACAGGGCAUUCCUCAAGCCUUUAUGGUACUUCUUUUGGGAAGUUGGACCGAUAUACUUGGCCGAAAACCGGUCAUUGCUUAUAAUAUGUUAGGUUUUGCUGGAAGAUGUGUCGUCUACAUAGCAGUAAUGCACUGGAAAUUGCCAACAGGCUAUCUUCUUAUAGGAUAUUUUCUAGAAGGGAUUUCUGGAGGUUAUUUCGCUAAUAUUCUUCUAGCGUACGUAUAUACAGUAGAUUUAACUGCAAAGGGACGUCUCCGGGGAACUUUUCUUGUCAUUGUGGGAAACCUGUCUUAUUUAUUCUAUGGUACUAUUAACUUUGCUACAGGUUAUUUACUUCGUGCUUUUGGAUUUUUCUGGCCGACAGUGAGCUCUCUUAUAUUUAAAAUAGUUCUCGUGAUAUUAUUGCUAGUUUUCGCGAAGGAAACAGUGAAAACACGGGGGAAAUGGUCAGAUCUGAAACUUGGCAAAAGUAUGAGACGUGUUUUGAAAUUUUAUCUUAAAACUGACAAGUACCAAAACAAAUAUUCACGGUUGAAAUUUAUUUUGUGCAUUAUCUGUUUCAUAACAUUAAGUCAAAGUUUAUAUGGAAUAUGGACUAUUGAAAGAUUAUACCAAUUCAAUUCACCGUUUUGCUUUGAUUCUAUUAAGCGUGGACAUUAUGUCGGAAUUAUGUCUAUUGUUCAACCGGUUGUCAGUACAAUUGCUUUAAAGAUCUUCCAGCUCUUUCUUCCGGACGAUAUAAUUGGUGUCACCGCAGUUUUCACAUCGAUUGCCCAGAACAUAUUUGUAGCUUUAGCUUCUUCAGAGUGGAUGCUUUAUGCAGCCGGAUUAGUUGGUGCUCCCGGAUUGCUGUCUUUUGCGAUGAUACGGACAAUCGUUUCACAACUUUCGGAUGCUACAGAACAAGGUUCAGUUUUUGCGGGUCUUGGAACAGUAGAAGCUAUUUGUGGAAUGACCAGUUCUUUGAUGUUAAACUCUAUUUAUGCUCACACUUUACUCUGGAUGAAAGGAUUUGUCUUUGUGGUCGUGGCCAUCUGCUGCAUUGCUCCAGCAUCACUUUUACUGGCUCUUCAUUUUGUGAUCAAGAAAGAACAAAAAGAGCAAGGUGAGGUAACUGUCAACACAGUGGAAAUGGAAUGUAAAGAUAGCACACCAAGUACAUCACAGAGCAAUAAUGAGGAUGGAAUGAAACACGGUAAAGUCGAAGAAGAACGAAAGGAGAGUGAAUAUGAUAAAACUACAAAAGGGGAAUACAAUCUUGGAUAUACGAACUAGGAUGAAGGAGUUUUUUAAAUGUCUGCAAAGCUGACCUAUUUUUGUUGUUAUUUAAGCGAACUUUAAAAUCACUCAAUAUGACAAACACAAUAUACCACCUAUAGCAAAAAAGGAAGUAGGUCACUUUAUAUUUUCGUUGAGAUGUUGAUAUGGUGGCUAUGUGUUGUUUUAGACAUUUAAUCUCAUCGUUUGUGCUUCGUUAGCUAUACUUCAUUCCCUUUAGUUUUAGGUAUGGGCAACCAUUUUCGAGAAGCGAGCUAUAUGAGACAUGGCUCAGUUAGAUUCAAGGUAAUUUUUCGUUGGUGUGCCAUUCAGAAGGUCCUGUGGGCCGCAAUUUACCCAUGACUGCUUUAGAUUAUUCACAAAUCAUUUUGAAAAUCCAUCUAAAAACUAUCUAACUAAAGGAUACUAGAAGUAUUUGAAAAAUACACCGAUUGACAUAUGAUGUAAAUAUAUAAAAAAGGUAAACAAAAGGCUAAGAUUAAGUGUUUGAAAAACUCAUGCUAUUUCAGAAGUUUUUAUGUCGUAUACUAUGCAUUUGACACUGACUCAACCCCAAAAAAGGUAAGCAGAGCCCAGGUUUCAAGACGCGAGGAUUGGAAAAGAGAAGAAAUGUUUACCAAAUUCAUCUAUUUAUCUACUAAUUUAAAAUCAAUAUUCUAAAACAACACUCUAUUGAACUUUUUUCUAAAUUAAAUACUAUAUUACGAAGCAAAUUAAGCCGUAAAAAGAGAGAUCGACUUGAGAGUGAAGAUGCAUUAACGCGACAUACCUACACAACUGUACCCCACUUCGACUUUGUUUCUUCACAACUUUCAGAAAAAUGGAUAUUUUAAAAUGAAAUCUACAAAUACCCUUCAGAAGGUGAAGAUUCCUAUUAUAUCGAAAUUUGUGAUGAAAUUAUUUUUCAUAUGGAGUGGGGCGAGGAGUUUAGGAUAAUUCACACGAGUUGACUUUGUCUUCUCAUAACUUUAAGAAAAAUAAGUAAUUUUUUAAAUGAAAUUUUCUUUCAGAUCACGAUUAUAUUGGAAUUUAAUGGGAAAAAAAACAUGGUGGGCACGCACACAUACAUACCGACACAUAUAUAUAUCUAGAAAAUGAGCCUUGUAAUUUCGAACAAAUUAUGUGGUGUAGUUUGUAUUUGUGCACGACCACCAAUUAACUUUUUUUUUUUUCACAUAAAAUUCCAAUAUAAUCGUAAUUUACAUCAUCUGAAAGGUAGUUGUCAAAAAUUGCAUAAAAGAAUAUCCAUCUUUCUGAAAGUUAUCAGGAAACAAAUUCCGGUAGGGGAACAUUUGUGGGUAGGUAUUCUUAUUAAAGCAAUCAACUUCACCUGAUAUUAAAUACAAAAGUUGGCUAUUUUGUCAUUAAAAUAACAUCGAUGCAGUUUUGCUAUUAAUUUUUAUUUGUCUCUUUUUAUUAUAUAAUAAUUAACGAAUAAAUAAAUGAAUAAAUUAUUUAUAAA